UAGUAUUUUCGUAUUGGUAAUUCAAAACAAAUGAUGGUUAAUUUGUUUCUAAUUCCCUUAAUCCCUAAUUUUUAAUCUAUGUUCUAAAUAUUAGGAAAAAAAAUUUGGGCGGACCGUUUUCUCCCUGAACUGAGAGGGUAUAUAGUCCAUGAAAGACUCGAUCCAAGUAAAAAAUUGAAUAUUGGCGUCUGUUCUUAUCAACGUGGGAGGCAGGCAGGCUGUCUUUUUAUUCCUUGCUGAUAUAGCAGUUACUUCUGCUUCUUUUCUUUUCGUUCUUCUAGUUUCUGCAUGGACAGCCUUAGUUCGGCAGUAGCAGUGAAAUUAAAAGAAAACCAUACUGUGAAUGUCAAAAGGAUAGACGCCGAAAAGGAGGAGGUCGUCAAUGUGAUUGGAAGAAGAAAUUGGUGGUUAGUUACUGAACUGAGUUUGAUAUCAGUUUUCAAGGGAGAGAGACUUGAGAGAGUAACAGAGAAGAAAGCUGGGUUGUGUUAGGAAUUUUGGAUUCAAAAGCAAAACACUAGUGGUUUAUAAAUCAAGUAUUUUGGAAAGGGAAAACAACAGAGACAAUGCCUCGAUACAAAGAUGAGGCUCCUGCGAUUCGUGUUUAUACAAUCUGCGAUGAAUCAAGAUAUUUGAUUGUAAGAAAUGUUCCGGCUUUAGGUUGUGGCGACGAUUUGCUCAAACUUUUCGCUUCUUAUGGAGACGUUGAAGACUUCAAACCAAUGGAUGCAGAAGAUUGCGACCAAUUUACUGAUGUUUACUGGAUUAAAUUUAGCUUAGUCUGCAAUGCCAGCAGGUUUGCAAAGAGAAAAUUGGAUGAGUAUGUUUUUAUGGGGAAUAGAUUGCAGGUUUCAUAUGCACCUCAUUUUGAGACCCUCUCUGAUACUAAAGACAAGUUAGAAGGCCGAAUUAAGGAAGUCCUUUCCAGGUUGAACCCUGGAAGAUCUAAGGGGUCUAGAGUUCAAAAUCCAGGUGCUUCCAAUGAGGCUUCAUUGCUCGCUGCUGUGGAGUCUGCAGGAUCACAACAUAACAAGUCUCAGAUUAAUGAUCCUCCUAUCACACGGGUUUCCUCUAAUCAGGAAUAUUUUCCUUCCCAAUCUAUGAAUCAGACUGUUAGCUUGGUUAGGGAAAAGCUCAAUAAGAUUCAAUCAAGUUCUGAACAUCUACAAGCUGUACCUGCUUCCAAGAAAUCACGAGUAGACAAUAGAAGGCGGAUAUAAUGGAACACUAUGACAGCAAUUUUGUAGUUGCAAAACUUGAAUUUUUUUUUUGCCCUUUUGUCUGAGGUGGUUUUACCCCCUCGCCUAAAUGGCUUUCAUUAUCGGAUCAGCUGCAUAUGUAAACUGAAAUCAGAUUGUACUUUUUAGAUGCUGAUUUCUAGCAUGCGGAAAAUUGUUUUCCUAAUUUUCCAUAGUAGCAUGUAUAACAAUUGUUUGAUAAAACUCUUAUUUAUUAGUGGAUCAAAGAAGACUUGUGCAUACAA
This is a messenger RNA of Ricinus communis (castor bean), 1483 nucleotides long. Its product is annotated as RNA-binding protein 48. The record is from RefSeq and is a predicted model, not a curated record. NCBI's taxonomy places the organism in Eukaryota, Viridiplantae, Streptophyta, Magnoliopsida, Malpighiales, Euphorbiaceae. Gene Ontology annotation, cellular component: nucleoplasm. The transcript is spliced from 8 exons. The coding region runs from base 567 to 1220 and encodes 217 amino acids. Gene Ontology annotation, molecular function: RNA binding.